UGUGCGACAGAAAACAUGGCUGCGCUCUUGAGAUCAGCCCGGUUACUCAAAUUUUCGCCUUCGGGCUUACUUCAGAUUACCGGGACCAAGAGGACCGGGCCGCCGCUCAGUCGGCUGUACAGCGGAGCUCUCGGCGGCACGAGGACCGGAGUUUGUUCCCGACAGAUUUACCCAGUUUCGGGAAACGCGUCCAGUCGUGUGUGGACGUAUGCAGUGGGGUGUGUGCGCAACUAUGCCGCGGUUACAGAGCAGAAGGAUGAGGCCGGCAUUGCGGUGCGGAUCAAGCAGACAAAGCACUUUGACUGGGCUCUGGCCAGACUGGACAGCUCUGUGAGGAGAACCGGUCGCAUCACGAAAACCCUGCUGCUCCGCAUCUUCCAUGAUAUCUGCAGAACAGGUUAUCCCAGUAGUAACCAGGCCUUGUUGCUGCUGCGUAGCUGUGGGACACUGCUGCCAGAGGUGGCCCUUGGGGAGCGCACUGAGCUGGCUCACCGUGUCUGGGACAAGCUGCAGGAGUUGGGUGCACAGUAUGAUGUUAGUCACUACAACGCCUUGCUGAAGGUUUACCUGCAGAAUGAAUUCAAGUUCUCUCCUACUGACUUUCUGGCCAAGAUGGAAGCAGCAAAUAUCCUGCCCAACAGAGUUACCUACCAGAGACUCAUCGCAGCCUAUUGCCAAAAUGGGGAUAUCGAGGGAGCCAGCACCAUAUUGGGCUUCAUGAAGAGCAAAGAUUUACCCAUCACCGAGGCCGUGUUCAGCUCCCUGGUGACAGGUCAUGCUCGUGCAGGGGACAUCGAGAGUGCUAAGAACAUCCUGACUGUGAUGCGAGGAGCAGGAAUUGAACCCGGUGCUGACACUUAUGUGUCACUGCUUAACGCCUACGCUGAGAAGGGAGACCUUGAGAGUCUAAAACAGAUUUUGGAGGAAGCAGAGAGUACAGACUGCAGUCUGAUGGACAGGGACAUCAUGCAGAUCAUCUACUCUCUUGCCAAGACCGGACACCAGCAGCAUGUCCCAGUGAUGAUCGAAUGCUUGAAGUAUGAGAGGGGUUACAUUCCAGAUGCUAUGAACCUGGGCCUGAGCCUCAUCACCCAGGGCAAGGAGGACACAGCGUUUCAAAUCCUGAAGACUUUUCCCUCUCUGCAGUCUGAAAACAGCGACAGCGCCAACAUGGGCAACUUUUUCCUCAGACACUGUGUCAACAUGGAGACGUCAGUGGAAAAGAUCCAUGGAUAUUGCAAAGAGCUGCAGGAGUCAAACCUGCACACUUCGGCACUCAGCUUUACUCUGGCCUGUGCUCUGGAGGCCAAGAACACUGGUAUGUCUUUAGAGCUGAUGAAGAAAAUGAAGGAGCAGGACUUUCCUGUAAGACCUCACUACUUUUGGCCCCUCUUUGUCCAGCACUUGAAAGAAAACAACACACAUGGGAUAAUUGAGGUGGUGAAGGGCAUGCAGGAGCUCGAGGUGGGCCUCGAUGUCGAGACUUUGUGCAACUACGUCCUCCCUGCCUUCCCCAACAUGGAAGCAGUUCAACAGGCCUUCAAGGAUGCAGGCAUCUCUUUGGAGGCGGAUGGCUUCGUGGCUACAGAGAUUCGCUCGAUGGCUGUAAGCAACCUGGCCGAACUCUACACUAGAUUGUCGGAUCCUUCCUGCCCCUCGUUGGACCUCAAUCACUUCCGCAGCAGCCUCAUCCAAGGCUUCAAACGGUCUUCUGAUGUGGAGACCAUGGUGAAGAUUACUGAGCUCCUGUACAACGACGAGCGCUUCUCCAGAGACAACUCCAAGCCUUCUGAAACGGUAGCCUACUUCUUAUACAAUAUAAUCGACAGCAUGACAGGCAGUGAGGUGCAGGCACAGGAGGACAAACUGCGGAAAUACUUCAAUCAACUGAAGGCUCAGAACAUAAUCAUUUCAGUAAACAUCUACAGAGGCAUCAGGAAUCUUCUGGAGUCUUACAACAUCCCAGAGCUCAUCAAGGAUGUGGUUGCUUUGCUGGACCCCAAAGACCGACGUGCCACUGGCUUUGUGGCAGCUGCUCCCCGCAGAAUUGAGGCUAGUUUGCCCGAACUUGAAAAGAAAUUGGCUGACCUGAAAGCAAAGAAGGAACCAUUGGGCACUGUUCUCAAACAAGCCAUCUAUGUUCUCUGCCAGGAGGAGAACCUGCAGUACGCCCUUGAGCUGAAGCAGCAGCACGAGGAGGAGAUGACGCUUGGUGCCUAUGCGUACCUCCUCAACCUGUGCUGUCGCCACGACAAUGUGGAGGAGGCGCUCAACCUGAAGAGGGAAAUAGAUCGUAAGGACUCAGCAGCAGUGUUCGAUACUAGUAAAUACAUCAAUCUGAUCAAGCUCUUCUCCAAGAACGACAAAGUGGAGGAGGCGUUGGACAUACUGAAGGAGAUGAAGGAGAAGGGGGUGGUGUUAAGUUACACAAAUGUCACUGCGCUCUGCCAAGUGCUUAACGCCGUGGGGCCUAAAGGCGGCCCCGACACCAUCCGACGCCUGCAGGACACCAUCUUCACCCUGGGAUUGACCAAGCCCACUGCUAUACUCUGCGCACCCCUUGUUACUGCCUACCUGGAAAGUGACGACCUGUCCGGAGCUCUAGACGCAGCAAUGGAGUGUCAGAAGCUCUACAACCAGCUGCCUUGCAUCCACGACAUCCUUGUUCUUCUGGUGGAGAAAGGAGACACCGAACUGCUGCAGAAAGCCAUGGACGUUACGAGCCGGGAGCGAGGAGAGAUGACCAUGUUGUAUGAGUUCUUCGCAUUCCUGCAGACAGGCCGUUACCGUGAGGCUCGCAAAGUCAUUGAGACGCCUGGAGUGAGGGCUCGGCCUGGACGCCUACAGUGGUAUGCAGAGAAAUGCAUUGCUUUCAACCAGAUGGAGACCUUGGAGCAGAUGGUGGACAUGACAGCCAAGCUGUUCGAGUGUGACAGAGAUCAGAUGUAUGGUUACCUCCUCCGUCUCUGCAAGGAGUCAAAUGACUGGAAAAAGGCAGAGGUGGUGUGGACGAAGAUGCAGGAGGAGAACGUCAUUCCCAGGGACGGGACCCUGCGCAUGCUGGCAGACAUCCUGAGGGAAAACGGCCAGGAGGCUCCCUUUGAGGUGCCUGAGAGCUGGUACCAACAAGCGGACGCCAAACAGCAGGAGGCAGCAGAUCCCGAAGCUGUAACUGAUAAUACUGACAACAAGGUCCGUGUGUUUGGCCUCUGUAAGAGGGGCAAAGCCCAAGAAGCCUACAGAUUGUUGAAGGAAUUGGAUAAAAAAGGUUUGGUUUUGACCCCUGCCCAUUAUGAUCAACUGAUCCGAGCCCUGCUGGCUCAGGGAUCUUUGGAGGAUGCCAUGGCAGUCAAGGACAUUGCUGUAUCACAUUUGCCGAACUUCCUUCUGAGCGAUUCCGCCUCCACAAUGCUCAUCAUCACACACAGCAAGAAAGGCCAGACUGAAGAUGCUCUCAAGAAACUGAAGUCGAUGCUGCAGGAGGGCCGUAUCCCCGCGGUGCUCGCCAUCACCAGACUGAUUCAGGCCUUGGGUAACAAAGGUGACGUGGAGGGGAUACAGGAAGUGGAGUCACUGGUGAAAAGCUUAAGCACAACCCCCAACCUGAGCAGCAUGGUGUUUGUUAACAACAUGGCCCUCGCAAACAUCAACAAUGGUGACUUUGACUCAGCAGUGGAGAUUCUGGAGGCGAUGUACACGAGUCCAGACAGCCCAAACCCCAGUAUGUCCUUCGUCUUUAGAAAGGUCUUGGAAAAGGACAAUGACAAAGCCUUGGACAAGUUGAGUGCUAUGGCAGAGCGACUAGCCAACCACUUUGCCUGCUACAGACCAGCUACAGACCUCUUCCUCCAGCUGCUGGAGGUGGACAAAGUUGAAGACGCCAAGUUCAUGCUGGCUCGCUGUAACGCUGUGGCUGAAAAUAAGGAGGUGCUGACUUCCUACUUGGCUGCGAAGUCUCAGCAUCCUGGACAGCUGGGCAAGAUCAAGGUCCUGCUGAGCCUUAUUCCAGACUUCACUGAGAAGGAGGUGCUGUACCCGUACAUGAUGAGGUGUCAUGUUCUGGAUAAGGACCUACCGGCAGCGAAGGCUCUGUAUGAGCAGAUGAAGAACGAGGGGAUGGACCUAGACGAGCUGUCACUCAAACGACUGUUUCACCUUUACAGCAGCCUAGGAGAGCAGGCACCCUUCCCCGAGCCCCCCGAGUCCUUUAACUUUUAUGCAGAAAAGUUGAAAGAGAGAGCAGCCAAAAUCCAGAAGAAUAAUGAGGAAUAAAGAUUCUUCCUCCGCCCCUCUUACCUCUACGAUGAUGUUUUCCUCCUUUGUCUCUUUUUUUGUAUAAGUUGUUGAAAUGUUCAGUAUUGUGUUAUAACUGUUGGGUGUUAGUAUCUGUCCCCUGCGCAAUUUAUAAUAAUAAUGAGGAUGGUGAGAAUGUACAAACAUAUUUAUGCUAAUAAAUCCCACAUUCUGAGCCUGA
Messenger RNA from Plectropomus leopardus (leopard coralgrouper), 4474 nucleotides. RefSeq names its product leucine-rich pentatricopeptide repeat containing (gene lrpprc). Gene Ontology annotation, biological process: regulation of mitochondrial translation. The record is from RefSeq and is a predicted model, not a curated record. Lineage: Eukaryota; Metazoa; Chordata; Actinopteri; Perciformes; Serranidae. Gene Ontology annotation, cellular component: mitochondrion; nucleus. Gene Ontology annotation, molecular function: protein binding; mRNA 3'-UTR binding.